Rhodotorula graminis WP1 is the source of this 432-nucleotide messenger RNA. RefSeq lists its product as uncharacterized. Gene Ontology annotation, biological process: protein import into mitochondrial matrix; tRNA import into mitochondrion; protein targeting. The annotation marks the transcript as partial. The record is from RefSeq and is a predicted model, not a curated record. NCBI's taxonomy places the organism in Eukaryota, Fungi, Basidiomycota, Microbotryomycetes, Sporidiobolales, Sporidiobolaceae. Gene Ontology annotation, molecular function: transmembrane protein transporter activity. Gene Ontology annotation, cellular component: mitochondrial outer membrane translocase complex; mitochondrial outer membrane. The transcript has 4 exons.
GUCGUCGGCGUCCUCUCGGCGGCCACCGUCGUCUACGCCGCCGUGUGGGACCACCGCCGCAGGCACGACCCGGCCUUCCGUCGCAAGCUUGCCAAGCAGCAGAAGAAGCUCGAGAAGGUCGCCGAGGUCAAGCAGGAGCAGGGCAAGGCCCAGGUCGAACAGGCCCUCAGGCGCGCCCUCACCCUCGUCAACGCCGAGCCGGUCCCCGAGUCGCCCGAGGGCAAGGAGCAGUUCUUCAUGGAGCAGGUCGCCCUUGGCGAGCAGCUCGCCGCCCGCUCCCCCGAGUUCUACGUCGCGUCGGCCAUCUCGUUCUACAAGGCGCUCAAGGUGUACCCGGCGCCGCAGGAGCUCCUCAUGAUCUACCAGAAGACGCAGCCGCCGGCCGUGUUCGACCUCGUCAUGGAGCUCAUCUCGCUCGACCUCCAGUCGUCG